CAAUGGUUGUACAGCCAGCAUCUUGCAACACAAUGGUUGCAAUACGGUGAACGGGGAGUGAUUCAGCAUUUGCAAUCUCGAUUUCUAGGGUAUUCUUCAUCCAUCGCUGGGUUUUCCUUUCUUUCUAGUUAUCUCCAUCUCCACGUGUAUUAUUCUGUGCGUGUAAAAGUCGUUAAAUGUCCCCCGUCGGAAUGUUUUGAACAGAACUGUCACCGGACUAGGAUCGUCGUCAGCUGGCACGGAAUGGUAUUUAUGAGGAGUGAUUUCUUCUAUUACUGCAGUGAACCUGUCCUGGAUGUGAAAAUAGCCUUUUGUCAGGUGUGUGUUCCUUACAGGUAAACUAAGGGUUUUGGUAAACAAGUGGAUGUGUCAUAUAUCGUCAAACACUACAACAUGUCUAAAAGCAAAGUGGACAACCAGUUCUACAGCGUGGAAGUAGGAGAUUCCACCUUCACAGUUCUCAAACGCUACCAGAACCUAAAACCCAUCGGUUCUGGAGCUCAGGGAAUCGUUUGUGCCGGGUCCGAUUCGGUCCUCGACAGGAACGUGGCCAUCAAGAAGCUCAGCAGACCCUUUCAGAACCAGACCCAUGCCAAGAGGGCAUACAGGGAACUGGUGCUCAUGAAAUGUGUCAAUCACAAAAACAUCAUCAGUUUAUUAAAUGUUUUCACACCACAGAAAUCAUUAGAAGACUUCCAGGAUGUGUACCUGUGCAUGGAGCUGAUGGAUGCCAACCUGUGCCAGGUGAUCCAGAUGGAGCUGGACCAUGAGAGAAUGUCUUACCUGCUCUACCAGAUGCUGUGUGGAAUCAAACACCUGCACUCCGCGGGCAUCAUUCACAGGGACCUGAAACCUAGCAAUAUAGUGGUGAAAUCUGAUUGUACUCUGAAGAUCCUGGACUUUGGCUUGGCUAGGACUGCAGGCACCAGCUUCAUGAUGACCCCGUACGUGGUGACGCGGUACUACAGAGCCCCAGAGGUCAUCCUGGGCAUGGGGUACAAAGAGAACGUGGAUAUAUGGUCGGUGGGGUGCAUUAUGGGAGAAAUGGUGCGUCACAAAAUUCUGUUCCCUGGCCGGGACUAUAUUGACCAAUGGAAUAAGGUGAUUGAGCAGCUGGGCACGCCUGCGCCAGAGUUUAUGAAGAAACUGCAGCCCACCGUCCGUAACUAUGUAGAGAACAGGCCCAAAUACACAGGCCUCACCUUCCCCAAGCUCUUCCCCGACUGCCUCUUCCCCGCAGACUCAGAACACAACAAACUCAAAGCCAGCCAGGCCAGAGACCUGUUGUGUAAGAUGUUGAUUAUUGAUCCAGCCAAGCGGAUACAAGUGGACGAAGCUUUACAGCACCCCUACAUCAACGUUUGGUACGACCCAGCCGAGGUGGAGGCGGCCAGGGAUCUCGUCCAAAUAUCAAUGCCGCCUCCUGCUAUCUACGACAAGCAGCUGGAUGAGAGAGAACACUCCAUCGAUGAAUGGAAAGAACUAAUCUACAAAGAGGUGAUGAACUUUGAGGAGAGGACGAGGAACGGGGUGGUGAAGGGACAACCCUCUACCUCAGGUGCAGCUGUGAACAGCAGUGGUGAGAGCCUCCCUUCCCCCUCCGUCAACGACAUCUCCUCCAUGUCCACCGACCAGACCCUGGCCUCAGACACCGACAGCAGCCUGGAGACCUCUGCAGGACCCCUGGGUUGUUGCAGGUGACUAGCAGCCUGCCUGCGCAACCCCAUGUUCUUCAGAAGGUGAAACACAAUGUCCAAAACAACCCAACCAACCUACCUACCAACCACUACCAACAGAAACCUGAAAAAGAACAAAAAUUAUUAAAAGAGAAAAAAAUUAUGAUAUGAAUGGGAUGAUUAAGGAAACAUAAAGUAAUUACUAUAAGAAUUAUGAUUCUAAAAUUUAAGCCUGCAUUUUCAUUCAAAAAUAAAUCACAAAAGUAUAACGAAAAAACUAAAAUAAACUAAAGUGAAAUAUAUUUAUUAACUUCUAGAUGCUUUACUUAUAUCUCCCCCUUAUAUGACAUCAUAUAACAUACAAAGAGCUUCGACAGGCAUCUUUCUGUAAAGUGUCAUUAAAACUGGCUGUUCAUUCCCCCAAUACCUUGCAAGCGUCUGUGCUUCAGUCAAUGUGGCAAGGUGUUCUCUUUUUGGUCAUUACUGCACAGUACUAUAUAAACCUCCGUUCACUUCCCCCACACCUUAUGUGAUGGUACUGGUAUGUUUUGAUAACCUCUAGGCUUGAACCUGGGGGUUGUCUCCUGUAUGGGUGUGACAGAUAGGUGUGUUUGAAUACUGUUAUUCCUGCAGGGGUUAGUGCUAGUGUUCCACACAGCACAGCGCCCCCUGUCUUCUGUAAAUAUGUCAUUCUGUUCAGCAGCGAGCUAGGCACACAGACGGACAGAGUGGGACUGAUGGCCAGUACUGGAAGUUCGUCUAUAGCGCACCUUGCCACAUGACAUCACCGCCUUGACCUUUGUCCCCUUAACCUUUGCCCCUUGACCUUUCACCUUAGUUUAACCCCUUGCCUGUUAGACCUGCUGCAUGAUUACAAAAGCUAACUCUAAUUAUAUGAUUAAAUGACUAUAGAUACUUUUGUUUAUAUAACAUAAGUAAUUGAACUUUUCACCCGGAGUGGUGCUGAAACCCAGGGAUGAGGGAGCUCUAUAUAAUGAUGGAUAGCUAAAUAUAUAUAUUAACAUACAGACUGUAGUGAUUGGCUGCAGGAGAAGUCAUUGGGACGUACCGUACUAUCGCUGUCAUCGCUGAGUAGGAUUGGGGUCAAUUCAGUCAAUUCAGAACGCCAACUGAAAUUUCAAUUCUAAUUCCAUAUAUUCAUCAUUGAAACGCAUUCAGGAAGAUUGGAAUUUGGAACUGAAUUUUUCAAUUGACUUCCUGAAUUGACAAUGGGACUGACCACAAACUUGUCGCUGAGCUGGAACCUUAAGUUCUCGUUUCUUUUUUGUGUUUUUUUGUUUAAAUGAAAUGAUCAAAUCCCUUCUGACUGCACGCCUGCACCACGCCUACAGGCUGUGGACCGGCCCACCCACCCACAGCCAGUCAUUCCCAAUGUCACCUACCCACCAACCAGGGUGGUCACUCACUCUGUUUCUGUGUCACUACUGUGGAGUAAAGAAGAGGAGAGAAGGAGACUUAUAUGUGUGUGUUACUAUCUGAAGAACGCUUUGGGGGGGGGAUCAAGGAGGUUACCUCA
Messenger RNA from Oncorhynchus gorbuscha (pink salmon), 3213 nucleotides. RefSeq names its product mitogen-activated protein kinase 10 (gene mapk10). The transcript is spliced from 14 exons. Gene Ontology annotation, biological process: protein phosphorylation; JNK cascade. Bases 394 to 1701 code for a protein of 435 amino acids. NCBI's taxonomy places the organism in Eukaryota, Metazoa, Chordata, Actinopteri, Salmoniformes, Salmonidae. Gene Ontology annotation, cellular component: nucleus; cytoplasm. The record is from RefSeq and is a predicted model, not a curated record. Gene Ontology annotation, molecular function: JUN kinase activity; ATP binding.